This is a messenger RNA of Struthio camelus australis, 876 nucleotides long. The record is from RefSeq and is a predicted model, not a curated record. Lineage: Eukaryota; Metazoa; Chordata; Aves; Struthioniformes; Struthionidae.
AUGUGCUCUAUGGACUCAUCUCAUCCUGCCUCUGCCGUGGAGACCACAGACGCCUCCAGCCUGGUGCGACCUGCUGACCUGGCUCAGGCUUCCUGGAGAAGAGCCGUAGAGCACCAAGCCCAGUGGAGUCCUAGCCCACCGCUGGAGCUCAGGGGCUGUAGCGCCAUAGAAAGCAACUGUGGAUUUGAGAGUGCUAUUGGAAACUUGAAAAUUGCUGAAGUUCAUCCAGGUGGUCAUUUUGUGAAGAUCCUGAACUGUGCCUCUGAAAAAGAGGAGAGCAUUGGAGAGCAUCUCCUGAUGCAGAAUGUCCAAGGUCAACCAGUGGCUGUAUUCCGGUUUCCCCCAAAGAUCAGGAUGGCAGCUGGCUCUGUUGUGACAGUUUGGGCAGCAGAUGCUAAAGUGCCUCACAAACCUCCCUCUGAUUUUCUUUGGAAAGACCUGGAGAGAUUUGGGACUGGCCUCAACUGUGCUACCAUUCUUUGUGAACCUAGCGGUCAAGCUGUUGCUUGGUAUACUCCUCUCCACGGCAACAGAAGGCAGGGAUGGGUGGUGAGAGAAGAAAGGGAAAACUUAGAGAACAUCGCUAAACCAUCUUCCUCAAGAGCGAAGCAGAAAGAGGGAUGGGAAAAGGAACAGGAAACUACAAUAACUGACACAGAGUGGAAACAGGCUGACCCAGGGCAAAAAGGAAAAAAAAGACAAAGCUUCAUUAAAAGACCAUUAACCAUGGGGAAUGACGGCAGCAGUUUGUGCAGGCAGUCCCGGUGUCAGUCAGCAAGGCCUGACCCAGAGCCAGGAGAAAAGCUGGGCACAGAGAAGGAGUUGGCGCUUGCCAGCUCAAGGGUGAAGGUGGCAUCAGGGGUUGCGUCCACAUGA